This is a messenger RNA of Varroa destructor (honeybee mite), 9332 nucleotides long. RefSeq lists its product as uncharacterized. Lineage: Eukaryota; Metazoa; Arthropoda; Arachnida; Mesostigmata; Varroidae. Gene Ontology annotation, biological process: regulation of alternative mRNA splicing, via spliceosome; nervous system development. Gene Ontology annotation, cellular component: nucleus; cytoplasm. Gene Ontology annotation, molecular function: mRNA binding. The record is from RefSeq and is a predicted model, not a curated record.
GCACAGUCUAACCAACCUAUAGGUGUGUGUUGACUUUAUCCCGCAGUCAGAACGUAUCGAUGUCCCUCAUCACGGCUUUGUCGACAGCCGCCAAGAAGCAGCAGCAGCAGCAGUCAGAAGGAACAAACGAAAAGACAGACAAUUUCGACGUCGAGCAAAUGCUAUUUUCGAUAGAAUGAGUGCUAACGCGGCUGCGUGUAUAUCUCUAAGCUGCGUUUCAUCAUCGCGCUUGUCUUCUCGUCGCCUGUGCUCUGACCGCGUUUAACUUACGGCUGUUUCGUGUGUGUAUGAGUGUUGGUCGUUUAUGUGAGCUGCGCAACGAGCAAACGAUUAGCCGAUUAUCAGCAAUGAGCGCAAUUGCUAUUAUCGCUGGUGCCGCCGUCGCCGUCAGUUCUGGUAGCACUCUCGGUAGUACUCUACGUUAGUCUUGCCGUCUCUGAGUUUGCCAAUUAGGUUAUGUGAUCGCGUGCUGCUUAGAGACUGCUUACACUGAAAUCGCGGUACAGUUCGGUACAACAACACAACAUGUGUGCUCAACUCUGUUUUAUACAAAGACAGCGUUCGUGUCAGUUGCUCCAUGCGUGUGUACGCGUUUUGCAGAUAUCUCAAAAGCGCAUAAGCAUAGAAGGUCCCACUGGUGAAACACAGACCAACAUAACACCGCCACCGAUCCUUCUUUGAUGUAUAAACACGACGCAGCUUUUCGGAACCUUUUCAGAACUUUUUUUCUGUGGCCGCUCAUUCGCUGCCAUUGCAACCGUGUAUCUGCGAUGUGUUGCUGAUGCGUUGUUAAUGCGUAAUUUAUUUCAUCCCGAAUCUUGUCAGGACCGAAGGUUUCUGCUUGUCCGAAAGUGAAGCAGAUGGCGUUGUCUGAUCCAUCUGAUCGGCAAUCUGAAUCGAAAACGAGCUCGCAUUGUCUGUGGGCAAAAAAGAAAGUGACCCCAUUCACCAACAGGUGGCCAGUUCCGGUAGGUGGAGAAGCUUAUUGAGCCGCCGCCAGCUGAAAUUUCAAUCAGCUUCUAAAAGAUCAUCUAGAAGAACCGCAAAAAAAGAAAAAGCAGAUUAAUAGAGAAUAUACAUUGCUAAUAGCUGCACACCUCGACACUACUGUAGUGUUAGACGAAGUAAGUUAGGCAAAAAUCUACGUUAUUACUCCCACUCGCCAGUACAAUUGUGCAUUGUCAACGACGACAAGUGAAAGUAGGGAGUUUUUCAAAGCGUUGCUCUGGAGGGUGCGCUGCCAUUUUCAUUGUAUGGUUGAUACGUACUUUGUGUGUUCGCGGGAAAUUCAGAGUCGUUGCCAAGCAACUGGGUCAAGCGCGAAGGAGUCGGCGAGUCACAAAAACGAGCCGAGUGGAGUACACAGCCCAGUAACGGCGACGCCAACGGCGACGAUCAUUAAUUACACCUAACGCCUCCUGCGCCCCCUUCUUCGACGAGGAACACCGUAGGGGCUCUCCGCGGCACGAGCCUGCAGCCCUCAUUGGCCUGGUACCUGUCGUGUGCAAUCAGACCCCAUCAAUCGCACUGUAACUGCCACGAACGGGCGUCGCGUAUCGCGAAAUCACCGUCGCAGACACACACAGAUAAACACGGUUUUCUUCUAUAUUUUGACGCCUCUCUCGCAGAGCGUGUUGCUACUUCUGCACCGUGUACUCUUCUUGUGGCCUUGUUUUUUUAAUUGUGUGUUUGUGUGUCUGUACCUCACGCCUUUUUAGCUCGCUCGACGUUAUCUUUCCUGUUGCUCUCUCGCUAUCUCUGGCCCACUUUUCGUAAACACGUCGCUUUGGUUGCCUUCAUUAUUGUCCUAGUUCUUGUUGUCCUUUGUGCCAUUGUACAUAACGUUGUUCUGCGCAUAGUGUGUGCUUAACAAAAGCACGCACGAACGCGCACAUUAGCGGUAAACAGUUGUGGCCCAGUGUAUGGCGAACGGUGCAACCGCAGCUUCAGCGGUGGAGCAACUAGGCUCGGCGGUGAUGGCCUCGCAGGUGCCGGUGUUCCCGCAAGUGCCUGGCGUCGGCGUUGGUGUCGCUGGACGGCCCGUGACAGGCGUCGGAGCAGCUGGAUUCGCCGCAGAUGCACGCACACUAGCUAUGUACACAGCCAUGCAGAACUCGGCAGCAGUCCAAGCGCUUCAGGGGGGCAUCUUUCCGGGCGUGCCACAAUCAGCCGCCGGACCCGCUCAAGUGGUGGGUGAUCUCGGCGGAAUGCAACAACAGCUCCAGUUGGCUGCAGCCCCUGGUGGGUUCUUCGCGGGAGCACCUGGAGCUGGCGGCGGACCCACAGUGGCUCCGCAGCCGCCUCACGCCAAGAAGGACGCCCUGGACGCCCCCAAAGCAGCCGCUGUAGCUCUACAAAACCAAGCCGCCGUGGUGGCUGCGGCGCAGGCCGCACAGGCCGUGCAGGCCGCCCAAGUUGCCAGCAGUCCACUGGCGAAUGGUCAACAUCCACCCCCAUUGCCGAUGAGCCAACAGCAGCAGCAACAACAACAACAGCAGCAGCAGCAAUCACAGCAACCACAGCCUCAGUCCCAACCUCCCCAGCAAAACGGAAAUGCACCCACACAGCAGGACAAGACCCUAACAAGCCCGCCUCCUCCUCCGUCGGGUGGCGAAGCGGAGCAGUCAGUCGUGGACGCCAGCGUAGCGACGACCUCGGAAACGCUGACGGAGAAAUCGUCCGCUUUGACGCCCGUAACUGCGCCCGUCGCAGUUGCCACAGCACCCCCAGCCGCACCAGUAGCACCGCCAGCUGCCUCAGUCCCAACCACGAAGGACGUGCCCAAGCGUUUGCACGUGUCCAAUAUACCCUUUAGAUACCGUGAGCCCGACCUCCGCAAUCUUUUUGGGGAAUUCGGGCCGAUACUCGAUGUCGAGAUUAUCUUUAACGAGCGAGGCUCCAAGGGCUUCGGCUUUGUGACGUUCGCGUCUUCUACGGACGCGGAUCGCGCUCGCGAGAAGCUCAACGGCACUCAGGUCGAGGGCCGCACUAUAGAGGUGAAUAACGCCACCGCUCGCACUCAGACCAAGAAACCCGCCAACUCGGCCGCCAAUAUGGCCGCAGCGGCCGCCGCAGAUUUACCGCUGGUCGCGGCGCUUAGGGGCGCGGCCCUACAGCGAGGUCGGGCGGGUGCCCUGGGCGGCGCGAAUGGUACUCGAGGCGGCCACGGUGGGGUAGUGCCGCACCACGGAGGCGCCGGUGCCGCCUCUGCCGCCACCGCGGCCGCAGCCCAGCUGGCUCUUGCAGCCGCAACGGGCAGGCUCGCACCCUCGCCCCUAGCCGCUCUGACCGCCGCCUACCAGCAGGCCGCUGAUCCGUUUUUAGCUGCUGCGUACGCCAACGUUGCCGCCGCCGCGGCCUCCGCUACCGGACAGACCACCGCAUUACCGGCCAACUAUGCCAAUGCAGCCUACACAGCAGCUGUGGCUAGACAGUACGUUGCAGCCGCGGCCACUCAACCCGCAGCAGCGACCGCUGCCCAGCUUGCAGCCGCUACGGCCGGAGCCUAUCCGGGACAUCCGGGCCAUCUCGCCAAUCCAGCCAAUGCGGCGGCCAUGUAUUAUGCCGCCGCCCAGGCCGCUCAGGCUGCCCAGGCCGCCCAGGCCGGUGCGGGAGUGGCCGGUUACCCCGGUGCGGCAGGACAAACCGCAGCUGACCCCUAUCAACAGUUCGCCGCCGCAGGACAAGCCGCUGCCGCCAUCGGACCCAUUGCCGGCUACGGGAGCAUUGCCGCUGCCCAAAAUGCUGCCGCCGCAGCUCAGAAUGCUGCCGGUGCGCCGGCGGGCCAAGGAGCGGCCGCGGCCGCACAGACCAAUGCGGCGCAGGCCGAGAUCCUCCGUCGACUGCAACAGUCAAGGCUCAAUCCUACCUUGCAGAGCGCCGCCGUAUACCGAAGUGGAUACAAUCGCUUUACACCCUAUUAAACCAUCAACAGUGACGAUACAGCACGCCCAGCCAAUUCAUCAUCGAUCACUCGUGUCUCGAUCGAAAAUCUGCAGCAUCCGGACGAGGACGUUGACGGCACGAGGGCAAGACGAAAAAAUCAAGCACUAUGAAGAAUUAACGAGAUACGAUGAAGCACGCAGGCAGCCAACACAGAGAACGUCCACCAUCACUGUCUUUUAAUGGCGAAACAUGCGAAAAAAACAAGAUGACUAAACAUGUGCCCGUUUCGUUAUGACGUGUUGUUUAUCGACGGACGUCGAAGGACACAGGCACAUGUAUAUACGUACAUAAUUACAGAUGGCCAACGUUCACAAUACUGUUGGUUGCACGGCGACUAGCUGAAAAAGGCGACAAUGAUAAGAAUGGUGACCACUGAUGAUGAUAACGAAACAAACGCAGAAAUAUAAAUGGCCUGUACUCGAGAGCGAGCGUCUCUAGUAGGACGAGGUAGCCACCGAAUCGACUGCAGCUACUAAAGGACUCUAGAAUUAUCGUCAGAUGACUGACGAGUAUCAUUACAAAUAACAAUAUGAAGUAAACUGCUUGCAAAAUGGCAAUUUCGCUUAAUGACCGACUGCUAGAAACAUGCAUGGGUAUGAAACCUAGACGAAAUGGACGGAAUAUAGCGAGAGGAAGUUGACAAACAGCACGUCGGCGGUCUACCAGAUUGUUUUCUCUUAAAAAUAAACAAGGUCCAAAUACAAACGAGAAACGUUGGUAGAAUAAUAGGCAGCGGCAGAAAACGGUCUUAAUAAAUUGAUUACACGAUUAUAUAUCCCGUACGUGCCCAGGCGUAACAGUGAUGUCGAAGUUGGUGCGAAGCUGGAAGAUUGAUUGAUGGUAAGAAGUCAUCUUCAAGGAAGCUCUUAUCCUAUACACAGUGCGAGCAGUCACAAUUGAACGAAUAAUGAAAGUGAAGACUCCGGAAACCAAAGCGGAAAAAAGUGACUACAGUUGACAAAACAGCUCUGAGCACCUUGUCCAGGUUGAUAGACGUUCAAGCGAGGUAAAAUGACUGAUGAUUAAGGAGAGGAAGCUCGACGGAAUGACAAUCCGGCGUGCCAACAAGCGACUCGCGCGGAUAACGACACACUUCCUACUUUAAUCGCACGCGGGCUCGAGAGAACCUUAACCGGGCAAGGGCAUGCUUUGGAUCAAGUGUACUUACGAAGACUGACAAAAAGCUAAAAAUGAAGCUGAAAAGCAGAAAAGGCAAUCCAGAAGCGAGCGGAAAAAUGAAAAUAUAUAGUGACAAUUAGGGUAUUGAUGAUAAUGACGACGGGCGCGUAGGACGAAACCGAAAAUUUAUUCAUUCACAUAAUAUUUCGAAAGUAAAACAGACAGAAGUAGAAGUUCACUUUUUGGCACCUAACAUUUUGCCGAACCCCAUUAGAGAACUUGGCCGAACGGGAAGUCCAAUGAUACAAAUUCGGAAUCGGAGAUGACAGUUCAUUGAAACCUAGUUCUAUGUAUUUUUCUCGAAACAAUAUAAGACAAGUAAACUAAACAGUAACUGAAAAAGCGAAAAGCUGAGUAGAACGGAAGAUGUACACAGAGAACUGUUAUGUACGUUAUUUGUAUGGAUUGCGUUACGAGGGAUCGGCAAGGCGAAAAGGGCCGGAGUGAUGGACGAAUAGCUUGAUCGUCGAUUAGUCUUUGAGAAUAGAUAUACUCGAAAGAAAACACGUUCACGCGCGUACUUAGACACGUCGAUAUACCAAUACGCUGGCACAUCGGGACAGGAAAAGCAUCGUGGUAAUCGUGUGUGAACAUACAGGCACAUUUGUUGCCCCGGGGGGUAAACAAAAGCGAUCGCCUUUUUGGUCGGCGUCACGCUUUCGAACACUACCGUCGCGACGUAGCCGCCAAAAUGUUCAUUGUAUUUCGUUUGGCUUCAGUCCGCAGAAAAGUCGUUUAGGCCCGUAACCUAGAUUUAUUUUGAUACCUAACUACUCCGGGGCUUUUUUUGGUCAGUAGUGCCUCAAGUAGAGACACAAGAGCCAAAUAGGGCAGUUUUCGAUUACGAACGCUAAAAACGAUCGAGCUCUAAUACUCGUUUUCCUGCUUUUGUUUUGUGACUCGUUCUAUUUUGCACUUGACGGCAUUUGAUAAAGCACGGCCUUAGCAUGGAGUUUGAAUAUGAAUUGUCAAUAAUGAUAUUAUCACGAUUACUAGUAUAUAUAUUAUAAUAUUGAAUAUAAUCAAUACAUUAUUGAUACAAUCAAUCAAUCAAUCCUACAUGAUGAUGACUAUUAACAAUAUUUUUGCUAGCAUGUAACUAGUAGCAUCGUAUUAUAUACAUGUGUAAUGAUCGUAUUUGUUUGGUAUGAUGAGAGACUCGAACCUGGCUGAUUCACUCAGGGGUGCCUCUCUUUUACCAUGACAUUAUCGCUAUAAUAUGAGAUAUUGUUACCACCCUCUAGCGAUCAUAAUCAUUGCUAUUACGACUAUAUGAAUAUGAGUCUCAUUAUCGUUUUGGUGACGUAGAUAGACAACAAGAACUUCAUUUAUUAUUACGCUGUGUGUGUGUAUAUAUAUACACGAUAAGUAUGAUGAGAAGGUUUUUUUUUACAUACACACUGUAUUUCUUCGCUCUGUGCGCGUAUGCGAUUUGGUUGCAAGCUUCAAUACAAACCCACCAAUGCUCAAGGAUGCUAGUCUCUUUCUGCGUUUAGUCUUGAGAUGAGUUUUGCAAUGGGAAUGAGCCGCUCACCUCCCACCGUGCCAUGGCGGGAAGCUAACGCAAAAAAAAAUAGGUGUCGCUUUGAAAAAGUGAACAAUUUGAAAAUUAGCGCGGGUAGCCAAAUUCAAACGCCGAUAUAUGGAUUAGCCUCUCGGCAUCGAUCCUGUAUCGCGACAAUAACGCGGCCUGUCGUCACCAUAGUAGUAACGGGAUCCGAUAGAUUCGUUUUUGGUAACGAGUUUCUUAAUGCUGAGGCCCUACGGCGCCCAGGGGAGCGUCGCGUAUGCGAUACAGUAUCAGGAAAAACAUACAAAUAGAACAAACAUGCUUUAACGCUUAAAGUGGCCGUUUUAGUCGGCAUCUCCAAGCAGAAAAUAGCGGAUAGUUUCUGUUGGCAUGAUUGAUGAUAUGGUCGUAUGAAUAACAACCGAUGUAGCAGCAGUAGUAGUAAUGCGAAUCAGUACGAUGGAAAAAAAAAGCAAAAAACACACAGCAGUGUAUGAACACAUCAUCAAUAAUACCAGUCAAUCAAUAGCAAAACAAUGUAACCUCCCCGCGACAUUAUAUAUAUAUAUAUAUACAUACAAUCUCAUUCAAUCAUCAACCAGUGUAUAAUAUAGUAUCAAUGUAUGUUAACAAGACGACGAAUGAAAUCCGACUCAUGAAUCGUUUCCUUAUUAGUGAACCAUUUACACAACAUAUAUCCACCCUAAGUAAUUGAUUGAUUGCCGUCAACUUUGUCAGACAGUGAACGGAACGCCCAUAGUAACUUAACAGGCAUAUACAAUUCAAGCAAUAUAAUAUGCGUAUUCUUGGUAUACGUGUGGGCUCCGCUAAGAACAAUUCGAUUGUCAUCCUCUUCUUUGCAAUACGGUAUUACUGAAUACAGUCGCGACGCAAUUUGUGAGUACUGGAAAAUGGCGCACGUAUGACGUCGGUAUGUUGCACGACUCUAGCACUGGCAACUGCCACCAAAGGUCCUGCCUCGAUACGGACGCUACACGCAGCCCCAUAUAUGCUCUCCAUAUAACACACCCUAAACCUAAACUUUACCUAGUAACCUCUUACGACGUAGCCUAUUACACGAAUAUUUGAUUAAAACAAAAAAAAAUUGGAUGAUUACAAGUAUCAUCGGCGUGGUAUUUAGGAAAUGGCAGCAUCUCGUUACUUCAGAUGUUUGGCAUCUACGUGUCGGUAAACAUAACAGUGAUAAUAAUAUAGGAUAGCGAACACGGCAAAUCAUAUGUAGUAGAAGAACGGAUCAUAUACAGCAGUUGACCCUAUCAUAGUAACAUGAUUAUGAUAACUUGUAACAAUGAUGCUAUGACUAUUGCACACUCCAAAUUAUCCUCUAAAUGUUUAACAAGUAUUAUAUCGAGUAGAAAAGAUAUGGCGAUGGAAGCAUCAACUGGCUAUCUAUGAGUGGUAAUAACAGGAGGCAUAGGCUUACUACGCACUCGUAUACCUCUUAGCGAUCGAUCACAAUGCUAUAGCGACGAGGGGGCUGACCUCCUAAUGGGGACAGAUGUGCGCUUGUUCUGGUUAAUAAUGAUAAGGACUGGCGUCUUCGUUGAUGUCCUCUCAUUGCCUUUAUACAAUCAUGUCAUUGCGUCAUGUGACGAUAUUUUCGCUCUACCGCGGUAACUUAGGCUACAUUCGGUAGGCAUCAAACCAAACCAGAGUACAGUUUGCACCCGUCCAUGCCAUUGUGAAUCGGGCGUAAGAGGGGCAAUGAAGUUACGCUCAUUACCUUCCAUUUUGUCAUGCCAACGAGAGGAAGAUGUCAAAGAAUAUAUCAAUACGAUGCAAAAGAAUACGAGAAUAAUCGAAAGGAAUGAGAAUCAUAAGGGACAAUAUGCAUACUUUAUCGUACGUACUUGGUCCGGAGAUCCCAGCGAACAGACAUGCUCAUCAGCCGUCGGGCGGACUAUUUGUGGGAAGAUGCGGUAAUGAUCAUAAACUGCUUUUCUCGGUUUCUACCGCCUGUGCCAUUCCCACUAUUUUGACCCUUACGUUAACAACAUUGACUCUCCAUUGUAUUGAUCCAUCCAUUUCUCUACCCUUAAGCAGCUACCGAAGCAUCUGCAUAGAUAGCUAGCUGAUCGAAUGUUUUUAAUUGAACGAGAGAUCCUUGAAUGUAAACAUCACCUGAACAUGGGUAAUUUUUCUAACCCCAGACCCAAGAUUGAUCGAACGUCGGUAUGGAAAGGGUCGUCGUGGAGUCUUCUGGCGACCCUAGGGAUCAUCGAGGUGUGUUUUACUUUCUCAGCUAUAAGAAGCCAAGCUUCCGCUCGACAACUGAUGACAAUCCGUGUUAGGCUAGUCUGCGUUACGUAGCGAUGGUAAUGAAUUGAUAACUAUACAGUUGACAGUAAUGAUAGAAUCGCUAUAUCGAAAAAAAGCGAUUGAGGAGAAACCAGGAAACUGACAUAUUAUCGUGAGCGGUCCUUGAGGUUUCGGUAAUACGAGAAAUUUAAAGAUGCAGGAAUGGUCGACCGAUCGAGAUUCUUAUGACAUUAUUAACCUCAAGAUAAUGACACAAUGUAGAUGAACAUUUCAAAGGAACACUAUUACACGAAAUACAUAAGAUCUUGAUGAACACUGAUUGAUACGAGAUAGAUAAUAUAAGAGUUGGCAUUGACUAUAUAUUCAUUACAAACUCGCUAGGAUAACGCUCGCGGAACACGUUGAAAUAAAAAAAAAA